AUGGCGGGAAAUUUUGAACUCCUAAACAUGAUAGGUUCUGGAACAUAUGGUGAAGCAUGGCUAGCGAAAAAUCUGAAGAAUGAAAAGAAAUGUGUCGUUAAAGUUAUCAAAAUUCUGAAGCUGUCUGAAAAGGAACUUGACAGAUCUCUGACUGAGGUCUCCAUUCUGGCCAGAUGCAACCAUCCCAACAUCAUCAGCUACCUGGAUGCUUACGUGUUGGAUGGUAACCUUAAUAUCGCUAUGGAGUAUGCAGACGGAGGUGAUCUACACAAAAACAUUGUUGGUCAAAAAGGGAUUCAUUUUGGAAAAGAGGUGAUUUUUGACUGGUUUGUCCAAAUCUGUCUGGCACUGAAGUACAUACAUUCCAGUAAUAUUCUCCAUAGAGAUCUGAAGUCCCAGAACAUCUUUCUGAACAGCAAGCGUGUCAUCAAACUUGGAGAUUUUGGGAUUGCAAGGAUACUACGUGACAGUGGUGACCAUGCUGUUACUACCAUAGGCACACCAUUCUAUCUGAGUCCAGAAAUAUGUCAACGUAAACCAUAUAACCACAAAAGUGAUAUGUGGGCAGCUGGAUGUGUGCUGUACGAAAUGUGUUGUCUACGCGUCCCGUUCAAUGCUCCAAACUUUGAUUCCCUUGUAAUGAUAAUUCUGCAAGGAAAGUGUGACCCCAUUCCAAGAUACUUUGGAGCUACUCUGGAGCACUUGAUCCACAGACUACUUAACAAGGAUCCAGACAUCCGGCCAACAGCCAAUGAGAUUCUUUCAAUGCCACAGCUGAGGUCCUACACAUUACGGUAUGAACAAGGAGAAGAUCACAUGCGAUGUUCGAUCACAGAAAAAAUUGCUCAAAUUGUUUUACCUGAUGAUGGAAAAAACAAACCUUUAAAGUCAAACAAGGAUUCUUCAGAUGAGAAACAGGAUAUGAAGAAAUCGAGUGAAGAUAAUGUUAAUGUUUCCGCACCAAAAGACACAGACGUCCUAGAAGUUUCCAAAAGGAGAUCUCUAGAACGCAAGCAAAUUGAUAGUGCAUAUGCACCGAAAAAACCGGUUAAGGAGAAAAAAGUUUUGUCUAAAGGUGGUCAUGUUAAGGAAGUCCCUCGACCAGCGAAAAAGAUACCUCUGGCGAAAAACAACUCCCAACUGGCUCUCCGUAAAAUGUCUGUAAACAAGAUGGAGGAGAAACAGAUUGAUAACUUCAGUAAACAGAAAUCUAGAGAGAAAAAGACGGUCAACGAUAACAUAAAGAGGGGAAAACCAUCAGCUGAUAAAGAAAAUGUUGAUCCCGGACAGCUAUCUGGUAAAACCUAUGCUGUGAAAAACCCAAAAUUCAGGCACCUGUCUCACGCUGCUCCAAGGAUCUGUAGCAUCAUCAGUCGCCAGAGGGCAGCACUGUCAGCAGAUCUUGAACGAACCAACAAAAAGGACUUAAAGGUAAUCAUACUGCCGAAUACAGAGGAGAAAUCUGGGGACUCUCUGGGGGAUGUGAGAACAAUGAUUGUAAAUGGUGACCUUGACAACAAUGAUGACGAAGUCUUUCAGAACACGUUAUCCAUGUCUGCAGAAAUACCAGAACGUCCAGUCAGAGAUGAAUCCUGUGGUCAGCAAGAAAAGAGGAAAUCCUUAGGGAUGCAGCCAAACUGCUGGAAGACUUACAUUAAAGGGAAGCAACUCCCGAGGAGGUCAACUUCCUGUGAAAAUGUUAAGUCUAAAAACACAGGACAGAAAAUUGGACAGAGGGCUAUGUCAGAUGGCAACAUCCAGGGAAAUGUGAGGAAAGUGAAUGAAAAAACAUACCUUGUAUCAAAACUGGCAUCUAAAGAAGGAGAUUCCAGAGUGGAUAAGCUCCCUCCAUCAGGAAAAAGGACUGUGGCUGUGUUUAUUGCCAAAACCUUAUACAACACCAUCCUCGACACCCAGUCAACACCUUCUGCUGCAGCCGGAGCUCUCUACUGCCACCUGGUGGAUGUGUUUGGUCAGAAGAGGGCUAAAGCAUUGGUGGAAUGUACAUCUCAGUGCCUGUCACAUCAGAAGGACUUCAGUGUUGUUCAGCAGGAAUACAGUGAUAAUGAAUUGGUGUACUUCCCUCUGGUGGUCCAGUACCUCGCUCAACAGAACGUCAUGGACUAG
This is a messenger RNA of Ylistrum balloti, 2127 nucleotides long. RefSeq names its product serine/threonine-protein kinase Nek1-like. Bases 1 to 2127 code for a protein of 708 amino acids. The transcript is spliced from 9 exons. The record is from RefSeq and is a predicted model, not a curated record. Lineage: Eukaryota; Metazoa; Mollusca; Bivalvia; Pectinida; Pectinidae. Gene Ontology annotation, biological process: protein phosphorylation. Gene Ontology annotation, molecular function: protein kinase activity; ATP binding.